AUGGUAAAUAGAAACCAAAAUGUCGAUGAUAUCAUACGGCAAGUUCGACAUGAUGAUUUGGCAGCAGAUAAUAAUUUAGCAGCCAUGGUUGAGAGGAUUAUGGCACGAAAUGGGGUAAAUUUCAGCCUUCGAAGGCCAAAUUAUACAUCACCUCUAUCAGAAUAUAUCUUACAGACAGAAGCACCCCUUAGAACCAAAAUUCCAAAAUUCACUAAGUUUGUUGGGGAUACUACUGAAUCCACUGUCGAGCACGUGGCUAGAUACUUAAUUGAGGCAGGAGAUAUGUCAAAAAAUGAGAGCCUUAGGAUAAAGUUUUUCCCGAGUUCACUCACAAAGAAUGCCUUUACAUGGUUUACCACCUUGCCCCAAAGUUCGAUCCACACUUGGAACCAACUCGAGAGAAUGUUCCAUAAGCAGUUUUACAUGGGACAAACAAAGAUAAGUCUGAAGGAAUUGGCUAGUAUCAAGCGAAAUUUUACUGAGCCAAUUGAUGACUAUCUGAAUAGGUUUCUAUUGCUCAAAGCUAUGUGUUUUAAACAAAUACCAGAGCAUGAACUGGGCGAAAUGGCCGCCGAGGGCCUUGACUAUUCGAUUAGGAAGAAAUUGGAUACCCAAUAUCUAAGAGAUAUGGCCCAACUGGCUGAUAGGGUUCGACAGUUAGAACGCUUGAAGGAAGAAAAGGCUAGGGCAAAUAAAGGUAAAAAGGUAGCCUGUGUCGAUUUCAGAAAUGAUGAUGAAGGUUCCUGUCAAGGAUUUUUAGACUUCGACGAUAAUGAGAUCGACCUUACUGAAUUGACGCAAGGGCCACCGUAUGCGUGUAAAGUUUUAACACCUUCGAAUGGGAAAAAUCCAGUCGAACCAGAAAAGAGUGACAAAUUUCCCAAGAAAACUUAUACUUUCGACGUUACAAAAUGUGACAAAAUUUUCUAUUUGCUAGUUAAGGAUGGUCAAAUGAUAGUACCUCUAGGUGCCAAAGUACCUCCUUUAGAACAAAGAAAGAAAAUAGUGUUUUGCAAAUACCAUGGUUUUCUGGGUCAUAAAACGUCUCAAUGUUUUCUUUUCAGGGAUCUUGUGCAAAAUGCCAUACAGGAAGGGAGACUCAAAUUCAGAGACAAAACACAGAGCCAGAUGAAGAUCGACUCUGAUCCUCUGCAAGUAGCUGAAGCCCAUUACACGGAGCCAGAAGAAAUGAACCUUGUUGAAGUCACUGAGGAUUUUGACAUGACUGAAGUCUCUAAAGACUUUGUCAAAGAACCUGUUAUGGAAAAAGAUAUCAACAAAGAUACUGAUGUCUCUGACGCUGAGGACACUGAAGGUUCCAAGCUGAUGAUGAUCAGCAAAGAAACCGCUGAUGGUUUCGUACAUAUGGACAAGGCCGCUAAGGGCUUUCAGUUACAAUUCCAAAAGUUGGACAUCACUGAAGAUGUCAACAUGGAGGUCAAUAUGGUCGAAAUGUUCCAGGACACCUCCAUGGAAGUUGACGAUGAAUGUCGAUAG
Lathyrus oleraceus (garden pea) is the source of this 1497-nucleotide messenger RNA. RefSeq lists its product as uncharacterized. NCBI's taxonomy places the organism in Eukaryota, Viridiplantae, Streptophyta, Magnoliopsida, Fabales, Fabaceae. Bases 1 to 1497 code for a protein of 498 amino acids. The record is from RefSeq and is a predicted model, not a curated record. The transcript has 2 exons.